CAGAGUCCAGACUAGAAAACAGCAACCAACGAUACUCAUUCCUAGUCAAAUUCUCAGCCUAGGCGCGCUCCAAAUUUCGUCAGCUGAGAAGACAAUGGAGAAGCAACAAAUCCUAGAGAGACGAGAGCGAUUCAUCCGUGCAAACGGGUGCUCCUUUCGAUGAGCCCUAAACCCUUAAUUGCGCCUUCUACGCUCGUAAACUCAUAAAAACAAAAAAUGUGAAAGCCAACUCACUCUCUCCAGGAUUAGGGCGAGUAUUUACAACUCCCGACGUUUCCCUCGAGUUUCUCGGGGCCAAAGUGCUGUUUUUCUACGAGAAAUCGGGAAGGAGACGCCACACUACGCUAACUUUUGAUCACUCCAGUGACUGGCCCUGGCCUCCCCUUCUCUUCUCUUGCCGCAAGUUUUCUGAAAGGGCAGAUUAAACUGGGCUUUUGCCAGUUUCAGGACUUGUUAAAAGUAGUCUGGGAUGGCUCCUUCCGCUCAGUUGCAAAGAGCGCAAGCGGCUGUUAAAGCCAUGAAGCUCAUUGGGUUUGAUCAAGCCAAAGCAAAGGCAGUCUUGAAGAAGCUGCUCAAAGUUUAUGAGAACAACUGGGAGUAUAUUGAAGCAGAAAACUACCGGCUUCUGGCGGACUCAAUACUCGAUGACCAGGAAUCAGUGGACCCUGAGGUGAAUGAAACAGAUGCUGCUGCAAGUGCUGCACCUGAGGUAUCACGGAAGAGGUUAAGGCAUAGGCAAGAGGAUUCUGACCAUUUUCCAUUAACAGUUGAAGCCGCUAGAACUUCACCCCAGAGACCGACACUUGUUCGAUCACCUGAAGACCAUCCCACAAAUUUCAGAGGUAAAAUGAUUAAGCCUGUGGAGGCUCAAUGCCCUCAUGACGGAGAAGGAUCAUUUUCAUCGCCUCAUGCAAUACGUAAAAAUGGACUAACUACAGAGAAAGCGCCUCAAAAUUCUCAUAAUUGUCCAGAGCUUAGCCCUAUUUCAGGCCGUGUAGUUCCUCGGAUGACGAGGUCCAGUAAUCCUGCAAAUGUACCAUAUUUUGAAAAAGGAAAGUCAAGUUCGCUUGUGAUGCAAGAAAGAGAUAAACAUCAACCCUGCGGCACAUCAGGAAAUUUAAUAUGUUAUAAAGAGCCAAAGAUGGAACCCGACACUGAAGUUCCUCGAGAUAUUGUUGCUGUUGGGUUUUCUUCUAAUCCAGAUAUGUCCGUGGAUGAGGUUCCUUGCUACAUCUCUGAUAAUUAUGUGCCUCUUUCAUUGCCAUCACCUCAUGGAACUCCUUCAGGAACUGCUGCCAAUCAUGGCACAGCACAGAAGGGUGCUUUUCGUUGGGCAAAUGCUUCAAGUGGUUUAACUGGUGCAAACAGUCAAGAUGCACCUAUCAAUGAGAAUGAAAAAUGCCUUAAAGUUUUAGUACAAAAGGAAAUCACUAAUACUGACAUAGCUUCCUCAAUCACGGGUGAAGUAAAACUUUCGUUGACCUAUAGCUCUGACAGUCCAGAUUUUAAAAUGCCAAGCAUAGAAUCUAUCUUUAAAAUGGUUGAGGAUAGGUGUUUGAAAUCCUAUAAGAUUCUUAAACCAGAUUUCUCACUUAUGAAUCUAAUGAAAGAUAUAUGCCAGUGUACGGUGGAUUUAGCAGCUGAGUCUAGUAAAGAUGAACAGGAGGCCAUAAAGGUGACUCCUUUGUUAGAGCCUUUGAAAAGAGCUCAUUCUCCUAAUCCUAGUCAUGGAAUGGUCAGAAGAUCUUCCGCUGGCUCACUGGAUUUGGUUCCAUUGGAAAUUCCAAUUGAAGGCUUGAAUAGUCAUGGUGGCAUUAAUGGCAUUCAGGAAAACAGUGCCCCAGAAUCGUCAAGUCAUAAUGUUUCACAGAGUUUGGCAAUCAUCCCACAAGAAGAUCAUACUGUCAGUGCUCCCCAUCCCCUGCAUGAUGAGAAUGACAUAGCAAAAGGUGAAGAGAGAGUAAGAAUUUCGCUUGUCAAUGAGCUCACAAGCGAGAAGUUCCCAGCUUACUUUCAUUACAUUGCUCGGAAUGCUGUUUAUCAGAAUGCGCAUGUCAACUUUUCCCUUGCUCGGAUUGAUGAUGAAGACUGCUGUUUGAACUGUUUUGGUGAUUGUUUAAGCGUGCCUAUCCCAUGUGCCUGCACCCGAGAAACAGGUGGUGAAUUUGCAUACACCAUGGAUGGUUUACUCAAAGCUGAAUUCUUGAAUGAAUGCAUUUCUAUGAACCGUGAUCCUGAUAAACAUCAUCAUAUUUACUGUAAGGAUUGUCCUAUAGAAAAGUCUAAGAAUGAGCAUACGCCUGAAGCCUGCAAGGGACAUCUUGUAAGGAAAUUUAUUAAAGAAUGUUGGAUCAAGUGUGGUUGCAGCAAACAAUGCGGCAAUCGUGUUGUUCAACGGGGCAUUUCACGGAAUUUGCAGGUGUUUUUUGUAGCUGAUGUGAAAGGAUGGGGUCUUCGAACCCUUGAAGAAUUGCCUAGAGGAGCAUUUGUCUGUGAAUAUGUUGGAGAGAUUUUAACAAACAUUGAACUGUAUGAUCGUACUAUUCAAAAGACUGGUGGUGCAAGGCACACCUACCCUGUAUUAUUGGAUGCUGACUGGGGUUCAGAAGCGGGAUUGAGGGAUGAAGAAGCGCUUUGCUUAGAUGCUACUUUCUUUGGAAAUGUUGGGAGAUUUGUGAAUCAUAGAUGCUUUGAUGCUAAUUUGGUUGAGGUUCCUGUUGAGUGGGAGACUCCAGAUCACCAUUAUUAUCAUCUUGCCUUUUUUACUACGAGAAAAGUAGAAGCUUUGGAAGAGCUAACAUGGGAUUACGGGAUUGAUUUUGACGAUAGUUCACAUCCGAUCAAAGCCUUUAAAUGCCUUUGUGGGAGCAGAUUUUGCCGCGAUAGGGUUCGAUCAAAAGUACGGAGGCAGAUAUAGCAAAAUAAACACACAUCCCUCACUAAAUAUAUG
Molecule: messenger RNA, 2950 nt
Organism: Dendrobium catenatum
Lineage: Eukaryota; Viridiplantae; Streptophyta; Magnoliopsida; Asparagales; Orchidaceae
Product: probable inactive histone-lysine N-methyltransferase SUVR1
Exons: 9
Coding region: 470-2917 (815 amino acids)
Cellular component (GO): nucleus
Molecular function (GO): histone methyltransferase activity; protein binding; zinc ion binding
Source: RefSeq, a predicted model, not a curated record